GGCUGGGGGCGGAGCAGCUGGCGGGUCGGCGCGGGCCCAGCCGUGCGUGCUCACGUGACCGGUCCGCUAGGCCCAGCUCGCUCAGUCGUCCCGGCGAGCGAAGAUGGCGGCCGAGAGGGAACCUCCUCCGCUGAGGGACGGAAAGCCCACCGACUUUGAGGAGCUGGAAGAUGGAGAGGACCUGUUCACCAGCACUGUCUCCACGCUAGAGUCAAGUCCAUCAUCUCCAGAACCAGCUAGUCUUCCUGCAGAAGAUAUUAGUGCAAACUCCAAUGGUCCAAAAGCCACGGAAGUUGUGCUAGAUGAUGACAGAGAAGAUCUUUUUGCAGAAGCCACCGAAGAAGUUUCUUUGGACAGCCCUGAAAGGGAACCUAUCCUCUCCUCGGAACCUUCUCCUGCAGUCACACCUGUCACUCCUACUACACUCAUUGCUCCUAGAAUUGAAUCAAAGAGUAUGUCUGCUCCCGUGAUCUUUGAUAGAUCCAGGGAAGAGAUUGAAGAAGAAGCAAAUGGAGAUAUUUUUGACAUAGAAAUUGGUGUAUCGGAUCCAGAGAAAGUUGGUGAUGGCAUGAAUGCUUAUAUGGCAUAUAGAGUAACAACAAAGACAUCUCUUUCUAUGUUCAGUAAGAGUGAAUUUUCAGUGAAAAGAAGAUUCAGCGACUUUCUUGGUUUGCACAGCAAAUUGGCAAGCAAGUAUUUACACGUUGGUUAUAUUGUACCACCAGCUCCAGAAAAGAGUAUAGUAGGGAUGACCAAGGUCAAAGUGGGUAAAGAAGACUCAUCAUCCACUGAAUUUGUAGAAAAACGGAGAGCAGCUCUUGAAAGGUAUCUUCAAAGAACAGUAAAACAUCCAACUUUACUACAGGAUCCUGAUUUAAGGCAGUUCUUGGAAAGUUCAGAGCUGCCUAGAGCAGUUAAUACACAGGCUCUGAGUGGAGCAGGAAUAUUGAGGAUGGUGAACAAGGCUGCCGACGCUGUCAACAAAAUGACAAUCAAGAUGAAUGAAUCGGAUGCAUGGUUUGAAGAAAAGCAGCAGCAAUUUGAGAAUCUGGAUCAGCAACUUAGGAAACUUCAUGCCAGUGUUGAAGCCUUGGUCUGUCAUAGAAAAGAACUUUCAGCCAACACAGCUGCCUUUGCUAAAAGUGCUGCCAUGUUAGGUAAUUCUGAGGAUCAUACUGCUUUAUCUAGAGCUUUGUCUCAGCUUGCAGAGGUUGAAGAGAAGAUAGACCAGUUACAUCAAGAACAAGCUUUUGCUGACUUUUAUAUGUUCUCAGAACUACUUAGUGACUACAUUCGUCUUAUUGCUGCAGUGAAAGGUGUGUUUGACCAUCGAAUGAAGUGCUGGCAGAAAUGGGAAGAUGCUCAAAUUACUUUGCUCAAAAAACGUGAAGCUGAGGCAAAAAUAAUGGUUGCUAACAAACCAGAUAAAAUACAGCAAGCUAAAAAUGAAAUAAGAGAGUGGGAGGCGAAAGUGCAACAAGGGGAGAGAGAUUUUGAACAGAUCUCUAAAACGAUUCGAAAAGAAGUGGGAAGAUUUGAGAAAGAACGAGUGAAGGAUUUUAAAACUGUUAUCAUCAAGUACUUAGAAUCAUUAGUACAAACACAACAACAGCUGAUAAAAUACUGGGAAGCAUUCCUACCUGAAGCCAAAGCCAUUGCCUAGCAAUAAGACUGUUGCUGUUAAGAAGACCUUGGAUGUUGUUCCAGUUAGGCUGAGUUCCACAGUGAAAUCAUUUAAAACCAUCUAAAACCACUAUAUAUUUUAUGAAUUACACGUGGUUUUACACACACACACACACACACACACACUGACAUUUUAUUACAAGCUGCAUGUCCUGACCCUCUUUGAAAUAAGUGGACUGUGGCAUGACAUUCUGCAAUACUUUGCUGAAUUGAACACUAUUGUGUCUCAAAUACUUGCACUAAAAAGUGCACUGCAAGACCAGAAAAUAUUACAAUAUUUUUUUCUUUACAUGUUCUGUAAUAUGUUUACCCUCUUUAUGAAGUGAAUUAUCAAUGCACUGAUAAAUGUUCACUUAUACAUUCCUGUACAGAAAUUAUGAUUUUGUGAUUACAGUAAUAAAAUGAUAUUCCUUGUGAAA
Callithrix jacchus (white-tufted-ear marmoset) is the source of this 2102-nucleotide messenger RNA. It is a transcript of the gene SNX2, whose product is annotated as sorting nexin 2. Gene Ontology annotation, cellular component: endosome membrane; retromer complex; endosome. The record is from RefSeq and is a predicted model, not a curated record. Gene Ontology annotation, biological process: intracellular protein transport; early endosome to Golgi transport. NCBI's taxonomy places the organism in Eukaryota, Metazoa, Chordata, Mammalia, Primates, Cebidae. Gene Ontology annotation, molecular function: phosphatidylinositol binding.